Molecule: messenger RNA, 180 nt
Organism: Clunio marinus
Lineage: Eukaryota; Metazoa; Arthropoda; Insecta; Diptera; Chironomidae
Source: the annotation of a GenBank genome assembly
AUGAAACAAUUAUUCAAUAUGGUAAGUGCAGCUUUAAAGGAAUUCAUAAUCUCUGCGGGCGCUUUAAAUUCCCCAAAGUUGUUAGUGCAGUCUAGAAUUGUAAAGAAAGUUGAUUUGGAAUCACAUGGGAUAAAUUUCAUUCAUCAUCAUCAUCAUCAGAUCAAGGACAGGCCCAUAUAG